GAAUACCAUAAUUCACAACGUUGAAUAUCCAAAAUCACAAUAAUAUGAACUCCUCCAACAUCUUGAUUCUUGACCAAUAAUCUGGCAAAUUUUACAUAAACUUUCCCUUCCUUCUCUCUUUCUACACUUCCAUCACCUCCAAAAACCUCUUUUUUUUUCCCUAAAAUGAACAAAUGAAGAUAAUUAUUGAUUAAGCAAGAAUAAUUAACCCCACCUACUCUCAAUUUUUUAUACAUUUCCGAGAUUCCAACGGUUUCUUUCAUAAGCACCCAUCUCCGUUCUUCCCCAGCCGAAAAAUUCCCAGAGAUUUUGGUGGGAAAUUGGAGAUUUUUUGGUGGGUUAAUGAAAAACAAAAAUCUCAAAGAAUUUGGAGAAUUAUUUUUCUGAAGAAAAUUUUUGGUGGGUAAAUUCUGAAUUCUAAAAUGCACAACAUCUUAACUCAAAAGCUUCGAGAUUUGGACGCCUACCCUAAAAUCAAUGAAGAUUUUUACAAAAGAACUUUCUCUGGUGGUGUUGUCACCCUUGUUUCUACUAUCAUCAUGUUCUUCCUCUUCUUCUUCGAGCUCUCAUCAUAUCUGCAUACAGUUACAGAGACGACCCUUGUAGUGGAUACAUCUAGAGGGGGAACCCUUCAUAUCAAUUUCAAUGUUACUUUCCCAGAAAUUCCUUGCACAAUUCUCAGUGUUGACGCUGAAGAUAUUAGUGGAGAGCGGCAUUUUGACAUAAGGCAUGACAUAGUGAAAACAAGAGUUGAUGCUCAUGGGAGAAUGAUCGAAGCUAAGAAAGAUGGCAUUGGAGCUCCAAAGAUUGAGAAGCCUUUACAGAAGCAUGGUGGUAGGCUUGAACACAACGAGGAGUAUUGUGGUUCAUGUUAUGGAGCAGAAACGUCUGAUGACCAUUGUUGCAACUCUUGUGAAGAAGUUCGUGAGGCUUACAGAAAGAAGGGAUGGGCAUUGACAAACAUGGAUUUGAUUGAUCAGUGCGAAAGAGAAGGAUUCUUUCAGAAGAUUCAUGAGGAAAAAGGUGAAGGAUGUAAUAUUAAUGGAUUUCUGGAAGUUAAUAAGGUGGUAGGAACUUUUCACUUUAUUCCUGGAAAGACCUUCCAUAUGACGGAAUUCAGUUUUGAUGAUCUGUUUGCAGUUCAAAAGGACAACUACAAUAUAAGUCACAGGAUCCACAGAUUAGCUUUUGGGGACUAUUUUCCUGGCGCUGUAAACCCUCUGGAUGGGGUACCUUGGUUGCAAGAGACAACGAGUGGAUCGUACCAGUAUUUUCUCAAGGUCGUCCCAACAAUAUACACCGAUGCAAAACAACGUACUAUCCAUUCUAAUCAGUUCUCUGUGACAGAGCAUUUUAAGAAUUCAGAAUCAGGACGCUAUCAGACUAUUCCUGGGGUUUUCUUUUAUUAUGAUCUAUCUCCAGUCAAGGUAAAUUACACGGAGAAGCGCAUGUCUUUUUUGCACUUCAUGACGAAUGUCUGUGCAAUAAUUGGAGGUACUUUCACAGUUGCAGGGAUAGUAGACUCCUUUGUAUAUCAUGGUCAAAAAGCUAUGAAAAAGAAAGUGCAGAAGAAAUUUGGUUGAAUUGCUGCUGAAGCACAAAGUUUUCCAAGUCUCAAAUCUCGUGGUUGAAAAUGGUGUGAAGUGAAUGGAUAUGGUAGCACUCGAGUAUGACUCGGUGGCUGUGAUUUGGGCUCAGUUUGCCGUGGUGUGGUAUGUUAGACAUUUUUGGUCUGUGGAUUUGCUUGAUUGUUGAGCAGUUACAAAGCAAUUGGCCAUUCGAUUUUGCUUAAAUUAUACUGUAUGAUUGAUGAUGUACAUAUAUGUUAAAGAGGUCUCUUACCACAAAUGUUACUCAUAUAUGACCUAGUUGAAAAUUAGGUACAGGUGCUGAGCAUACUCUUUUUUCCAAUGUAUACGCUAUGUAAGACACAUUAAUCAUAGGCAUUGUUAUUUUUGAAUGUAAAUUUCCCUAUGGGGAACUUCAAGUUCCAUUUACUUAGCAUUA
Molecule: messenger RNA, 2007 nt
Organism: Beta vulgaris subsp. vulgaris (sugar beet)
Lineage: Eukaryota; Viridiplantae; Streptophyta; Magnoliopsida; Caryophyllales; Amaranthaceae
Exons: 13
Coding region: 423-1583 (386 amino acids)
Cellular component (GO): COPII-coated ER to Golgi transport vesicle; endoplasmic reticulum
Source: RefSeq, a predicted model, not a curated record